UGAAACUGACCAGGUUCCCCCGCCAUUUGUUUCCCGCCAUUUUCCGCCUCUUCUGUGUUGGCCUCCUGAAAAGACGAAAUUCUCGCUCGCCUAAACUACAAUUUUCCUUCCCGACGAAACUAAAACUCUGUUGUCUUCUUUUCUCUAACAGUCGGCAACAUUUCUCCUCAUUGUCUUCUUUUCUACAUUUCUAACAUCUCUUCAUUUGGGGUGGGUGGAUUCAAGUGAAUUGGAUUCACAACUUUGGGGUUUCUAAAGAUCCAAGCUUCCAAUCAGACUUCAAUUAGCUGAAGAUGUAAGUCACAGAUUUGCAUAAGGUUUUGGAACGGAAUGGCAGGAACAUCGUUCGUGCGUCUUUGCUAGUAGAGAAUUAAAAGAACCCUAAUACUCAAAAACCUAAGCUAAAACCCUCAAACGCCAGGGAAAUUAUCGCAUCAUGGAAACAUCGAAAGCAGCAGAGGAGGCUUUAAUUCUACUCAGAAGUAGGAUUUGUAACCCUAAUUUCGUUUUCUCUGCUUUAUCUGAUAAACCAGACAGUAACUACAGUAAAUUAAAGUUCCUACUCUCCAGCUCAGUUACUGAAUCCUGCAAUAACUCCGUCUUGCUUCUUGGUCCUCGUGGGUGUGGAAAAAUCCCUGUGUUAGAGCUUGUUUUACAAGAUUUGCAGUCUGAGCAUCCUGAAACAAUUUCAGUGGUCAGACUGAGUGGGAUAUUGCACAGUGAUGAUAAUUAUGCACUCAAGGAGAUUGCUAGACAACUUUGUUUGGAACAUGACUUGGAGUUUUCGAAAAUGGCCUCGUCUGAUGAUAACUCUCAGUUCAUGAUAGCCAUGCUGCAAAAGUGUGGACGAGAUCAUAGAACACUCAUCUUUGUACUUGAUGAGUUUGAUCUCUUUACUCAGGGAAAGCAAAGGCUACUCUAUUGCUUGCUAGAUGCAAUGCAGUCUGUAGUGUCACAAGCUGUAGUUGUCGGUUCCAGUUGCCGCUUGGAUGCAGAUCAACUCCUAGAAAAGAGAGUAAGAUCGCGUUUUUCCCACAGGAAACUAUUGUUUCUUCCUCCCUCUAAAGAAGAUCUACAGAUAUUGUUGGAGCACAUUCUGUCUUUGCCAGCAGAUUCAAGUUUUCCUCAUGAUUAUGUAGUUGAGUUUAAUGAGAAAAUUCAUUGCAUAUUAGGAGACCAGAGGUUUAAAGCAAUUCUUACGAAACUAUCUGAUGCUGAUUCCAGUGUAAACAACUUGUUGAGCUUUCUAUUUCGAUCUAUUUGCAAUAUGGAUUUAAAAGAAUCAAGGUUUCUUUCAAUAAAAAACUUUGAAACUGCGAGUAAGAGCAUCCAUCAGCAACCCAAGCUUGAAAGCCUACAAGAUUGUUCUAUUUUAGAGCACUAUAUGCUGGUAUGCAUGAAGAGACUGGAAACUAAAGAGCAGAACUCCUACAACUUCAAUUCUGUUAUGAAAGAGUACAAAGACAUUCAUGAUGCUUUCCCGAUUUAUGUUACUUAUUAUGAAAGAGAUAGAUGCUUAAUGGCCUUUGAACACCUUGAACAGCGUGGGUUAAUCUCCUUUGAAGAUGUCAAGGGGCAGAAUCCGUCUGUUCAAUUUCGCUCAGUUAAGCUACUAGUCUCAUCCCAUCAGCUUCAGGAGAGCUUGAAAGCAAACAGUUCCAGUAUUCCCGGGAAGAUUCGGACACUACUAAUGUCGUAAGAGGAAAAACUAGAAAGGGGGGUUGUCAACGAUGCUGGAUGCAUUCGCAUUAAUAAUGCUGGAUGUUAUAACCCUGCUAGAGAAGCAUUUGCCAUUUUUUGUUGCUGGAAUAGAUAGCUUCAAGCAUGUGGCGACUGUACCUGGGAGGCUGUGAUCAGAGUUCUAAGCUCAUCAAAUUGCCAUUAAACCGUUCCACAAUAUACUAACUUUAAUUAUUCAGGUAGAUCAUUGUAUCUUUUAAUUGAUCAGGAUGCUGAUUUAAGCGUGUCCCCGUAUCAACAAAAAA
Molecule: messenger RNA, 1985 nt
Organism: Papaver somniferum (opium poppy)
Lineage: Eukaryota; Viridiplantae; Streptophyta; Magnoliopsida; Ranunculales; Papaveraceae
Product: origin of replication complex subunit 4-like
Exons: 18
Coding region: 437-1699 (420 amino acids)
Biological process (GO): DNA replication; DNA replication initiation
Cellular component (GO): nuclear origin of replication recognition complex; nucleus
Molecular function (GO): DNA replication origin binding; ATP hydrolysis activity; ATP binding
Source: RefSeq, a predicted model, not a curated record